UGGUUGAACCGAGUGAAGCAUUUUAGACAAGGAAGUAGUCAAAUAUGUGACAGGACAGUCUAGUUUAGAUGCUAAAUAAACAUGAUUUCAGGUGCGUUUUAUGCAUUAUUAGCGGGCUUUCUUGGAGCCGUCGCCUCCUCGUCAGCCAAGCUAUCUCUGGGUUCAGACUACCUCAAAGGGAUGUGUGAAACAGGGCUGAAAACCUGGUCUCAGGAUGGAAACUACAGGAUUAUUCCGGAGGAAACAUCACCCUGCGAAUGGCUCCACAUCCCUCUGCGGUUGCUGUGUGGAGGACUGCUGUUCACCAGUAAUGCUGUGAUGUGGACUUUCUUCUCCAAGGCUCUGAGACACUCCUCCUCCUCAGCCCGGGCCACGGUCACCACCACCGCAUCCAACUUUGUAUCUUCUGCAUUCCUUGGGAAGCUGAUCUUUGGCGAGACCCACGCAGCACUGUGGUGGGUGGGCAUCUCUCUAACGCUGUCAGGUUUACUGGUGCUGCACGGAUCAACUUCUCAACCAGCAGAGGCCAAGAAGGAAGAGUGAAGGACUGUCCACAUGUGGAAUAAGAAGUGUAAUAACAAUACCACUGUAUCAAUCGCCCCACUGGACCGCCUCGGCGUUCCACAAACGUUUUCUGGCUCAAAUAAUCUGGAUUUCACGAGAACCGUGUUCCAUUACCACAAAGGGCUUUGAUGUGACUGUACAUGGAUUCUAACAUGUUACAUCUGACUGUACAUGGAUUCUAACAUGUUACAUCUGACUGUACAUGGAUUCUAACAUGAUAUAUCUGACUACAUGGAUUCUAACAUGUUACAUCUGACUGUACAUGGAUUCUAACAUGUUACAUGGAUUCUAACAUGUUACACCUGACUGUACAUGGAUGCUAACAUGUUACAUCUGACUGUACAUGGAUUCUAACAUGUUACACCUGACUGUACGUGGAUGCUAACAUGUUACAUGGAUUCUAACAUGUUACAUCUGACUGUACAUGGAUUCUAACAUGUUACAUGGAUUCUAACAUGUUACAUCUGACCGUACAUGGAUUCUAACAUGUUACACCUGACUGUACAUGGAUUCUAACAUGUUACACCUGACUGUACAUGGAUUCUAACAUGUUACAUCUGACUGUACAUGGAUUCUAACAUGUUACAUCUGACUACAUGGAUUCUAACAUGUUACAUCUGACUGUACAUGGAUUCUAACAUGUUACAUCUGACUACAUGGAUUCUAACAUGUUACAUCUGACUGUACAUGGAUUCUAACAUGUUACAUCUGACUACAUGGAUUCUAAUGUUACAUCUGACUGUACAUGGAUUCUAACAUGUUACAUCUGACAUGUUUCUCCUCUGUCUUACCGUCUCUGGGUAUGAUAUGACCAAGGUCUGUUUCUCCUCUGUCUUACCGUCUCUGGGUAUGAUAUGACCAAGGUCUGUUUCUCCUCUGUCUUACUGUCUCUGGGUAUGAUAUGACCAAGGUCUGUUUCUCCUCUGUCUUACCGUCUCUGGGUAUGAUAUGACCAAGGUCUGUUUCUCCUCUGUCUUACCGUCUCUGGGUAUGAUAUGACCAAGGUCUGCACUCCAUACACAAACAUGAUCAGGCUUUUCUACACUACACAUUAUUAUGCAAACAAAUACUUUCUUUAAUAGUACCGUUGAUAUGUAUAUUUUAUUAACAAUAUUGUAAUGACCUGUAAGACUAAAUGGGUAUCAAUUUAUUGAAAUUAAGAGUUUUGUAAAUAAACCUUUACAUGAAAUAUCUUGUCA
This is a messenger RNA of Oncorhynchus mykiss (rainbow trout), 1763 nucleotides long. Its product is annotated as transmembrane protein 42. Lineage: Eukaryota; Metazoa; Chordata; Actinopteri; Salmoniformes; Salmonidae. The record is from RefSeq and is a predicted model, not a curated record.